Anopheles moucheti is the source of this 5097-nucleotide messenger RNA. Its product is annotated as zwei Ig domain protein zig-8-like. NCBI's taxonomy places the organism in Eukaryota, Metazoa, Arthropoda, Insecta, Diptera, Culicidae. The record is from RefSeq and is a predicted model, not a curated record. Bases 1792 to 2736 code for a protein of 314 amino acids. Gene Ontology annotation, biological process: synapse organization. The transcript is spliced from 10 exons. Gene Ontology annotation, cellular component: neuron projection membrane.
AGAGAGAGAAAAGGAGUGAGAAAGCGAGAGAACCGAUAGCCCAUGCGGCAAGUGCGGGACAGCCGCAUCGCGGAAGAAACGUGGGAAAAUAUUAUAAAAUCCCAAAUAAAGCAGCACACACCUUUCGUGUGGGUUGGGUGGGCUUUUUGCUGAAGGAGGGAAAAAAGCGGCACAGUGCAGUGUGUGCGUGUGUGUGUGAAUAUAUUAAUGUGUGUGUGUGUGUUGUGUGGUGCUAAUAAAAUCGCAUUUUCCAACCCCGGCACUGAAAACUGAGUUUGGAUAAUUUAAGUACCACGGGGCCUCGCCUCGGGAUGGUGAAGCAGUGAAAAUACGGGGGCGCGACAGGCGACAGUGGUGGAGUAAUCUACAUACCAAUAACAUACAACUUUACCCCCUUUUUUAUCGGUGUUGUACGUUGUUUCGCAUUUAUUAGCAGACAGCAGCAGAAGCAGCAGUAGCAAACGGCAAGGAUACAUAUACAUUAUUACUUCUACACUACAUCGAGCGCGAGGCAGAACAAUUAAGCUGCGAACAGGGCAGAAAUAAAAGGUUUUCCAGUAUAUAGUACAUAAAGGCAGUAGCUGUAAGAGAAUCACAACCCCUACCCCGAGUCACACUACACGGCGUAUAUAGCUUCUACUAAUCAAUAUUAUCAUUACUACUGUUAUUGUAAAGAGUUCGUAGAAGUCAAAGGCAACGCGAUCGCUCAUACAUAUAUUCCGUAACCCGAUAGGCUUGUGUAUAUUUCAAUAAUUCAGUAGCAGUCACCGAACGAAACACAGCCAGCUGUUCACUAGUUACGGAGCUACACAGCCGUUUAAAUCACGUACGAGAGCAGGCGCCGACGUACACCCCGGGCUAGACACAUCCAUCCAGAAGCAAGCGGGUGGAAGAUUGGAAAAUUAAGCUCCUUCAUCUCCUACGCAAUAACGCGAGCGUAACAAUAGCGGAGCAGCAUGGAGUAGAAGCAAACCACACGAGAAAAAAAAACACUGCUGGCAAGAGUAAUAAGUGUUAAUACCUGCGAGGUACGUGUGGGACAGAGCGAAAAACAAAAACUCACAUCGAGAGAAGGAGUGCAAAAUUAAAUCCCUUUUCCGAUGAAAACCCAGCCAAGCACCGGGAGUGCUUUUAUAUAUGUAGCAAAACAAUAGCCAAACGAACGCAUUAUUACGGUGGAUACCGUAUAAAGCAAAGCAACAACAGCAGUAAGUGAAUCAGAUCAAGGGUGAGAUCAAGGGCUGAGUGACCGAGAGAGAGAGAGAGAGAGAGAGAGAGAGAGAGAGAGAGAGAGAGACAGAAAAAAAAGAGUUCCCCCUUGUUGGAUAAAAGUUUGUGGUAAUUUUUUGGACGAGAUCAUCGAAUUUUGUGUAACGAAAGUCACGGGCGCAAAAGGCAAACACUGCCCCGGAGCUGUAGCACAUUGAAAAAUAAGCGAAAAAGCGUCAUCACCGUGCCAGACAAGUUCAAACGAUGUGAGCCGUAAGCAACCUUUUCUACAAAGAAAAAAAAAACCCACACUACCGCAACACCGGAACAGGACGAUAACAGUAACUCAACUUCAACAACAGCAACAACAACAACAACAAAAAACACACACAAAAGAAAAAAGAAAAAAGAAAAAGGGAAAAUCUAACGGAAAAGCAAAAAGUAAAGCAACAGUAGCAAAGAGAAGAGAAAUAAGACGAAAAAACAAACAGCAAAAAAAAACCAACAUACAAACAAGGUUCAGUCUUCUAUGAAUUGUGACACGUCGGUACAGCGCACCGUAGCACGAAGGCCGCACGGAAAAUGUCCACUCUGAAGGAACGCAACAAAAUGUGCCAUUCUAAUUUAAUAUUCAUCGUGCUCUUCAUUUGUACUGAUUAUGUAACGGGCGAUAUCAGUACAUCCUUAGCCUUAAGUAAGUUGAACUCUGGUGCAACAUUUUUCGCUGGACCAUACCUAGACGGGAGCGGCGUUAGCAAUGUAACUACACAAAUCGGAACACAUGCAUAUCUGCCGUGCAAGGUGAAACAGCUAGGGAACAAAUCUGUUUCGUGGGUACGAGUGAGAGAUGAUCACAUUCUCACAGUGGACAGAAUGACAUUUAUAGCCGACGAGCGCUUUCAAUCAUUCUACGUGGAGAGCAGCGGCGUAUGGACGCUGCAGAUCAAAUACGUGCAGGCCCGUGACGCUGGCAUUUACGAGUGUCAGGUGUCGACGGAACCGAAAAUCAGCGCCCGAGUACAUCUGCAUGUCGUUGUGCCAAGAACCGAGCUUAUAGGGGACUCCGAUCGCUACGUCAAGGCCGGCAGUGCCGUCAUCCUGCGAUGUGUGGUACGGGGCGCCCUCGAGCCACCUUCCUACAUCAUCUGGUACCACGGUACGCAGCAGAUCUUCACCGAAAGCCGGCGCGGCUGGAAGACACAGCUGGAUCGCGGUGCACCCGAUCUGGACGGAGACAUACACAGUACGAUUGGUUCGCUGAUAAUAGAAUCGACGAGAAAGAAGGACUCCGGAAAUUACUCCUGCAGCCCAUCCAACAGUCCACCGAUCACUGUCUCACUGCACGUUAUCAACGGAGAAUCGUCUGCAUCCGCUGUCACGUCAUCGGCAAGAUCGCUGUUUGAUGACAGCAUAUCGAUGUUCAAGCAGCGCAAUCUACAGAUUCUACUCCGGCAUAGGUCAUUUGUUAUGCUACUUGUAUUGGUUAUCUAUGCUCAGCUAAGCUGUCAUGUGAACUAUAGUCUUUAAGUAUAACGUUAGCGUAUUAAGCCAGAAUUAGACAAGCAACAUAAAAGUGGUGAAAAGAGAGAAGAAGAAAGCACCGUAUCCACGAAAGCAAGUAAACGAAACAGAAUACCUAAGUGGAUAAGUAAUGAAAGAGAGAGAGAAAGAGGAAACUAUUAAAAAAAAUCAAACAACAGCAAAAACACGCGAAGCGAAAGUAAAGAUAAGUUAAAUACAAAAAGGAAAAACAUAUGAAAACAAAACAAAAAAAUAAACUCGAACAAGUAAAGGUAAUUCGAAAAUCAUCCACGUCCAUUCUCUAUCGCUAAAUACACACUUAAGAAAGGUAAGAUGCACCGCCCCCCGGUUGGGGGGGUAAGGCGUUCCAUUGUCCGGGUGGAACGGCGAUGAUGUGAAAAAUUUUGCUCAUAUAAACCAACAACAACUCACACACACACACAAAGAAGGAACAAAAAAGUGAAAACGUAAAACAAACGAAUCGUGACAAGCUACAAGGUAGGAAUGAUGAUUUGGGGGUGGGAUGAGUGAGUGAGUGAGAAAACUCUUCGCCCAACAACACAAACCCACAAUUCAAUGGAGCUCAUUCGUGACUGAUAAAACAAACAAACAAACAAACGAAAGAAGAAAAAAAACGGGGAAAUGUUUCAGUAAAGUUUUGUUUAGAGAUGGGAAUGCAAAAAAAAAACAAACGGAAGAAGAGGGAGAAAAAACAUUAACCGAGGGACUGAGAGAUCGUUGGUGAACAAUAUUCCAGGUAUUGCUUUGGUUUUUGGGGUUGAAGUAGCUAAGCUAAGGUUCAAAGGGCUCGAUGCGCAAAGCUGCUGGUAGAAAGGGCCCCAGCCCCAGCAAAAAAAAAACGGACUGAUAAAGAUGACGUUAAGUAGGUGAAGCACCUGCAGAUUGUUUUAUACUCUUUCGUUUUUCGCUCUCGCACUCUCUCUCUCUCUCUCUUUCUCUCUGAUUAUUUGUUGCCGGUAGCGGAAGAUGCUCCAAUACCCCAGGAAACUCCGGUACGGCAAAAAGAGCUGUGGUCACUUGAAGGUUGAAUAGACAGAAAUGGUCCACAGCUCCUUGCGAGCGUUCUCGUUGAUUUGGGGUUAUUUAUAUGUUUUUCGUCCCCCGAAAACGAACUGUACUAUAACAAGCAAAAAAAAAAAAAGACAGCAAGAACUGGAUAGCACAAACCGUACGAAAUGCGGGGGGCACCCAGCAUGUGGAUGGGUGGAUGGGUGGGAAAACAAAAACACACCUUCCAACGCACUCCCAUUGCUCGUUUUUUCCACUGACCAUCCCCCCCGUGUAAAGCCUUCGUUGCCAUGGUACUCGCUGAUCGUGCUGUUCGCUCCAUUGCUGCUCCAUCUAGUUCCAAUUUCGUUAAGCAAGUCCCCAAAACUUUACUCCAUCAAUGUCAGUUUUUCUGCACUUGCUCCUGGGUGAGGAAAAAAUAAAGAUCAAAAUAUCCUACUCCAUUCCAGUUAUCGCCGGAGUUUUUCGGGGAGGAACCUGGCCCACAGUCCUUGGUGUAUACUCGAUAACCCGGUUGAACUUUUGUGGGGAGGUUUGUUGGUUUUUUUUUGGUUUGUUUUUGGUCGCCACGCCCGUAUAUGUGUGGGGUUUUUGCUAUUCGAUCAUGUCGUUAGCGUUGGGGCUAACGUAAGUGGGAUACCGAGGUGAUGAUGACGCGUGAGAAGUCUGGGGUGAUGAUGAAGGGCAUAUUUUUGUUUCAACAUAAGUUCCCAUACUGCAAAUAUGGCAAGGUAUGCGUACAGUGUAUGAAAAUAUGAUCUAGCCGUAUUUUGUUGUUAUCGUCCCUGCCGAGGCUUGUGGCAUAACUUUCCCAGCAUUGAUAACUGUUGACUUGGGCGAAAACGAAACAUAGCGGUCCUGUUGCGGUCGGUAACCCGUCGGUGGCCACCGAGCGGGACGGGGCAUUGACACAAACAGAAACACACGGAAAAACACUCACCCGAAAAUUUGGUACACGUUGGGUGUGGAGAGUACGUAAGGUUGCGUGCAUAAGCAGAUAAACCGAAACCGAAAAUCAUCGUUAGCAAAGUCCUACUGAUACGUUAAUAUAAAUAAUCAUUUUAUUGAACCAACACGGUAAACGAUACAAAGCAAGCAAAAAGAAAGAAACAUUAUUAAAGAAAAAAAAACAACACAUGUGUAAGAAACAAACAAAAAAUAAACAAAAAACCCAACAAAACACACGAUAACCGAUAACAAAGCGAAGCAGAAGGUAAAUUUAAAUGACAAAAGAGGAGAAAAGCAGAGAACAAAAAAGAAAAAAAAAACAAUUGUCACACAUUCACUCACAAGUUAUACUCUAUGAGCGAUAGUAUGGUUUUGACAGUUGGAGGCGCC